Molecule: messenger RNA, 1676 nt
Organism: Argentina anserina (silverweed cinquefoil)
Lineage: Eukaryota; Viridiplantae; Streptophyta; Magnoliopsida; Rosales; Rosaceae
Product: cytochrome P450 736A117-like
Exons: 2
Coding region: 54-1631 (525 amino acids)
Molecular function (GO): iron ion binding; monooxygenase activity; heme binding
Source: RefSeq, a predicted model, not a curated record
UAGGCUCAGACAAUCCAUAUUUACGAGGAAUCUCCCAUACCUUUUGAGUUUUGAUGAGUCUACUGAAAAGAAUGCCGGAGCUCAUCAACAAUGAAAUCCUUUCCUUUCUACUCCUCCCUGUUUUCCUCAUCCUCUUGUACAGGUGGUCUUGUUCUACUUCCGGAACAAGAAACCCACCGCCUUCUCCAUCAAAGCUCCCCAUCAUCGGAAACCUUCACCAACUAGGCUCACUUUCAACUCCACCCCAUCGCGCAUUUCAAGCCUUAUCUAAGGUCUAUGGCCCUCUCAUGCUCCUCCACUUCCGAAGCUCCCCCGUUCUUGUCGUCUCGUCGGCCGAGGGUGCCCGGGAGAUCAUGAAAACUCACGACCUCGCAUUUUCCAGCAGACCUAAGACCACCGCCUUCGAGAAGCUUCUUUACAACUGUAAAGACGUGGCCGUGGCACCUUACGGUGACUACUGGAGGCAGGUGAAGAGCAUCUGCGUGCUACAUCUCUUGAGCGCCAAGAAGGUCAGGUCCUUUCGCACCCUGAGAGAAGACGAGACGAGAUCUAUGAUCAGAAACAUAAAGGAAACUUCACAAAGGGGAGAAGUUGUGGACGUGAGGAAGAUGGUUAUGGGUCUUACGAACGAUGUCGUCUCGAGGGCGGCUCUGGGGAAGAAGUACUACAAUGAUGGAGACUUUAAGGAGCUCACCACCGAAUUUACUGAGUUGGCGGGAAGUAUUCAUCUUGGAGACUAUAUUCCAUGGCUGGGUUGGUUGAGCCGUCUUGCGGGUUUGGACGCCAAACUAGACAGUCUGGCUAAACGGUACGAUGCAUUCAUGGACUCGGUACUUCAAGAGCAUAUUGAUAAAAGUUGGGACACCAGCAACGAAAAUGAUCAAGGCUCUGAUGAUGAUCAGAACGAGGAUAACAGAGAUUUUGUGGAUGUUUUACUUGAAAUUCAGCGGGAAAACUUGCUUCAAUUUCCUCUUGACAGAACUAGCAUAAAAGCUGUCGUCCAGGAUAUGUUCCUUGCUGGGACGGAUACCACAUCUACACUUCUAGAGUGGGAAAUGGCAGAGGUUCUGAAGCACCCAAGGGUCAUGAGCAAAUUGCAGAAAGAAUUGAGGGCUGUUAAAAAAGGAGAAGAAGAAAUAUUAACGGAGGAUGACUUGGUUGACAUGCACUACUUGAAGACAGUGAUUAAGGAGGCUCUUCGUUUACAUCCAUCAUUUACACUAUUAUUGCCUAAGAUGUCGAUCCAAGAUGUGAAAAUAAAAGGUUACGACAUUAAGGCCAACACACAAGUCUUAGUGAAUGUCUGGCAGAUCGGAAGAGAUCCGAAAUCUUUCAAUCACAAACCAGAAGAGUUUGAGCCGGAGAGGUUUUUGGGAGUAAAUAGUGGUCUCAGUUACAAAGGAACUGACUUCGAGUAUCUUCCGUUCGGAGCUGGCAGGAGGCUAUGUCCCGGGAUUCAGUUUGCUACGACUGUCAAUGAGAUUGGUCUUGCAAAUUUGCUGCACAAGUUUGAUUGGACAUUGCCUGGUGGAGUAAGAAAUGAGGAUUUAGACAUGAGUGAAUCGUCUGGUUUAACAAUUCAUAAGAAGUACCCACUCAAAGCCAUGGCUAUUCCACAUUCAUCAGCUUAACCGUAAGAAGAGUAACUAGCUAGCUAUACCUUGUUCUCUCUAUGU